Messenger RNA from Leguminivora glycinivorella, 1903 nucleotides. Its product is annotated as cytochrome P450 6B5-like. Bases 34 to 1581 code for a protein of 515 amino acids. The record is from RefSeq and is a predicted model, not a curated record. Lineage: Eukaryota; Metazoa; Arthropoda; Insecta; Lepidoptera; Tortricidae. The transcript is spliced from 2 exons. Gene Ontology annotation, molecular function: oxidoreductase activity, acting on paired donors, with incorporation or reduction of molecular oxygen; monooxygenase activity; iron ion binding.
UCUCAUUAACAUUGACGCGCUAACCACACCAACAUGGCUCUCGAAACUAUAGCCGCUGUUUCAUCCUUAAUUGCCUGUUGUGUAUUUCUCAUUUACGCACUCCUAACAGCCAAAUACUCGUACUGGAAGAAGCGCGGUGUCCAUGGUCCUCAACCAGUGCCAUUUUUUGGAAAUGUAAAAGACACGAUGCUCAGACGCACCAACUAUAUGGAACAAUAUAAAAACUUCUACCAAUCCUUUCCUGACUGCAAAGUUGUCGGGAUCUACCGUGCCUGGCAUCCGGCACUCUUGAUCAGAGACGUGGACGUCCUCAAACAUGUUAUGAUCAGGGAGUUUGACAGUUUCUCCGAUCGCGGCUUCAGCUUCAGCAACAAAGGUCUCGGUUUCAAUCUCUUCAACGCGGAGAGCGACGACUGGCGCGUGCUACGCUCUCGACUGUCCCCCAUGUUCUCAUCGGGGAAACUCAAAAACAUGCUCUACCUGAUGACUAACUGCGCUGAAAAGUUCCUAGACUACCUCGGCCCGUUAGUUGACAAUGCUCCCGAACAGAACGUCCAUACACUAGUCCAGAAAUUCACCAUCGGCAACAUUGGUUCCUGCGCUUUCGGUAUCAACAUAGACAUCAACAACCUCGACAGCGUUUACGAUAAUCUCGACAGUCUCAUCUUCUCCUCGAACUACGCCAUCGAGCUGGAGAUGAUGUAUCCCGGCAUUUUAAAGAAGUUGGACAUGUCUCUGUGGCCGAAAGUGAUAAAGGACUUCUUUUACGGGCUGGUGACUGACAUACUGCGAGAUCGCAACGGCGUCGCUUCCGACAGGAAGGACUUCAUGGACUUACUUCUGGAGCUGAGAAACGUUGGCGAGUUACACGGUACAAAAAAAAGCCACGACGACAAGGACAGAACACUCCACAUCACGGAAGAUGUGAUGGCUGCUCAGGCCUUCAUCUUCUACGCGGCCGGUUACGAAACUAGCGCUACAGCCAUGGCCUUCCUUCUACACGAACUAGCGGUGAAUCCUGAUAUACAAGACCGAGUUGUGGCUGAAAUAGAUCAGGUCCUGAAGAAACAUAACGGGGAAGUCACUUACGAGUGCAUUAAAGACAUGACUUAUUUGGAACAAGUGUUUAACGAGACCCUGCGGAUGUAUCCUGUGGUUGACCCCAUUCCUCGAAUGGCGUUGAGAGAUGUGGAGCUCCCGGGCACUGACCUGACCGUCGAGAAGGGCAUGGCGGUUUUAGUUUCUGUCACCGGCAUACACUACGAUGCUAAGCAUUGGCCCAACCCCACUGAGUUCAACCCGGAUCGUUUCUCACCGGAGAACUGCAAGGACAGGCACCCUUGCGCCUAUUUGCCCUUCGGGCUCGGACCAAGGAAUUGCAUAGGCAUGCGUUUCGCGCAAGUGCAGUCAAAGGUGUGUCUAGUGAAGCUGCUGCAACGUUACCGCGUGGAGCCGUGCGAACGCACACGGAGGCGGCCGAAGUUUGACCAGGACCGACUAGUGCUGCGAUCUAAAGAUGGACUGCCGUUGAGGAUCUUACCUCGUACGGUUGUACUCCAUAAAAUAUUGUAUGAUAAUUAGUAACUAUUAUUUGGGCUCAGUCCCAUUUGUCUGAGGAUCGUGGUUGCAUCAGAAGCGGAUAUUCAAAGCUUCACCGGUGACUGCUCGCAACGCAUCUCUGACGACGGUUUAAAAAUCAAAGGACGACUAGAUGUUAAUUUGAUUUGUCCAUCUUGUUGGUGAGACAGCGCGAACAGGCUUUGGUAUUAUCUACCAGUAAUCCGUUUUCCUAGACUAGACUCAGCGUACCGCGUGUCUAAGAGGAUGGUUAGUUGACGUAUGGUAAAUUGGGGCACUAAUUUACGUCAACAUAUUUAUUAAAUAAAGAAUAUGUUACAUAGCA